CUACAAUAUCUAUCAUAGCAAAACUUUCCCAAUGAAGUUGCAGGCACUCACCAUUUUCUGGCUUGCUUUUGUGGCAAUUACUCAUGCAGCGCUAUCUCCGGAGAUUUAUUGGAAAGUUAAAUUGCCCAACACUCAAAUCCCCAAGGUCAUCAAGAAUUUCCUUCCUCAACCAGACAUCGACGUUGCUCCUGAGCUAGAACAAGAUAAUACUAACGCUAAGGAGAAAGUGUACUAUGGUUUAAGUACAUAUGGUACUAUUAGCUGGCAUCGUGCUGCUACAGAGGAUGAAAUUCGUCACUUUACAACAAACAAGAAUGUGAUCAAACAAGUAACUGAAGGAAGCAGUUUCGAGGCUGAUCUGAAAGAAGACCGUCCUUUGAAACAAUACUUCUUCUUAGAAAAGGGCUUGGAGAAAGGAAACAUUAUCAACUUUCCCACUCUCCUAAACAACAAUGAAGCACCAUUUUUGCCUCGACAAUUUGUGGAAUCGAUUCCCUUCUCGAUGGAGAAAAUUUCGGAGAUUCUCAACCAUUUCUUGAUCGAUAGCAAAUCGAAAGAUGCUCAAGCAAUUGAGAAAACAAUCAAACUUUGUGAAGAGCCAGGAACAAAACAUAAAGAGAAGAAAACAUGUGUGACUUCUUUGGAGUCUAUGGUAGAUUUCGGGUUAUCUGUGCUUGGGACAAAUAAGAUCGUCGCGAUUACUUCUGAGGUACAAGGGGAAACUCAAAAGUCGCAACGAUACACAAUUGAAGAAGUUCAACAGAUAGCUGAUGGAGAUAACAUGGUAUGCCACAAGCUUAACUACGCAUAUGCACUUCAUUAUUGUCACUUUGCAGGAAAUGCAAGAACAUUUAUGGUAUCUAUGGUCGGUGCUGAUGGAAUAAAAGUUAAAGCAGUAUCAGUGUGCCACAAAGAUGCAUCUUUCUGGAACCCUAAGGCAUUGCCUUUUGUAGUUCUCAAGGUUAAGCCUGGAACUACGCCAAUUUGUCAUUUCCUGAAAGAUGAUCAAAUCCUCUUUGUCCCUUCUGAAUAAGCCACCUAGAUUGCCCUUAUUAAAGAGUGGUAGUUUGCCUUUUAUGGUACUCUAUGUUUCAUCCGCAAUGUAUCUUUAUCAUUAUCUUUUUAAUAAAUGGAGAUGAUCCUGGCGUUCUAUUGUA
This is a messenger RNA of Lycium ferocissimum, 1157 nucleotides long. Its product is annotated as BURP domain-containing protein 5-like. NCBI's taxonomy places the organism in Eukaryota, Viridiplantae, Streptophyta, Magnoliopsida, Solanales, Solanaceae. The record is from RefSeq and is a predicted model, not a curated record. The coding region runs from base 32 to 1033 and encodes 333 amino acids. The transcript is spliced from 4 exons.